This is a messenger RNA of Numida meleagris (helmeted guineafowl), 10571 nucleotides long. It is a transcript of the gene PTPN21, whose product is annotated as protein tyrosine phosphatase, non-receptor type 21. Gene Ontology annotation, biological process: protein dephosphorylation. NCBI's taxonomy places the organism in Eukaryota, Metazoa, Chordata, Aves, Galliformes, Numididae. The transcript has 21 exons. The record is from RefSeq and is a predicted model, not a curated record. Gene Ontology annotation, cellular component: cytoskeleton. The coding region runs from base 655 to 4410 and encodes 1251 amino acids. Gene Ontology annotation, molecular function: protein tyrosine phosphatase activity.
CGUAUCCUUCCGCAUGGGUAGAGCGAGGGGAACGCCUCCAGGAAAAGAAAUUAAAUGCACACACACACGGGCAUACAGAGACGGGCGAUUUGAAAAUAUUCCAGAGAAGGCGAUUUUGUGCUCGUGCAGCACAGCGUGGCGUGGAGAGGCUGCCUGCAGAGCUGGCUGGCACUGGUUUGUUUUGUUGCAAUAUUUCCUUCCACCCCCAGCUCUUUACCCAGUGGAAUGAUAUCCAGAGCAAGUUUUUUGAGACAGGAAGUGAGGAAUGUUUUCACUAUGAGUGAUCUGAGAAGAAGGUGGGUUAGCCGAGAUAGCAGCUGUGUGGUGCGGGAGGAGCACAGUAAGGCAGUUCCCAAGGAGUACAGAUGAGAUGGCUCCGCCAGAAGACAUCUCAGAGCACUGCGGCUUUUCUUCAGCUGUACUCAUGUGAAGAGAGGCUCGGUGUCUUCGGAUUGCAGCAAAAGGAUUCCAGUGGAUGCCCCUCUACUUGUAUAUCGGUGGAAAACUUACUUACCUUUAAUGGAUACUGCUGGUGGUGGUUGAUUUUUGGAGACUUUACAGCUCCUUACUGUUUGAGAGGAAACUGCUGUUUUUCCUCUCUCAGGUCCCUGUGGUAGUAGCUCUUUAUCUCUAACCAUCGGUGUGGGAAAGAAGAUGCCUCUACCUUUUGGGUUAAAAUUGAAACGAACUCGACGCUAUACAGUAUCCAGCAAGAGCUGCUUGGUGGCUCGGAUCCAGCUGCUCAAUAAUGAAUUUGUGGAGUUCACACUAUCUGUGGAAAGCACGGGCCAGGAAAGUCUGGAAGCAGUGGCUCAGAGGCUUGAGUUGCGGGAGAUUACGUAUUUCAGUCUGUGGUAUUACAACAAACAGAAUCAGCGCAGAUGGGUAGAUUUGGACAAGCCUCUGAAAAAGCAGCUGGACAAAUAUGCCUUGGAACCAACUGUAUAUUUUGGAGUAGUAUUCUAUGUGCCGACUGUUUCUCAACUUCAGCAGGAGAUUACCAGGUAUCAGUAUUAUUUGCAAUUAAAGAAAGAUAUCUUGGAGGGCAACAUUCCUUGCACACUAGAACAAGCAAUACAUUUGGCUGGUUUAGCUGUUCAAGCUGAUUUUGGAGACUAUGAUCAGUAUGAAUCUCAGGAGUUUCUACAAAGAUUUGCUUUGUUUCCGGUGGGUUGGCUACAAGAAGAAAAAAUAUUGGAAGAAGCGACACAGAAAGUUGCCUUACUACAUCAGAAAUACAGAGGCCUUACUCCUCCUGAUGCAGAAAUGUUAUAUAUGCAAGAAGUAGAGAGAAUGGAGGGCUAUGGUGAAGAGACCUAUCCUGCAAAGGACAGCCAAGGAAGUGACAUAUUCAUUGGAGCUUGUCUUGAUGGUAUCUUUGUGAAACACAAAAAUAGCCGGCCUCCUGUUGUUUUUAGGUGGCAUGACAUUGCCAACAUGUCCCACAACAAAUCCUUUUUUGCAUUAGAACUGGCAAACAAAGAAGAGACAAUCCAAUUCCAAACUGAAGAUAUGGAAACAGCAAAAUAUGUGUGGAGGAUGUGUGUGGCUAGACACAAAUUUUACAGACUUAAUAAAUGCAGCCUAGAUUCCCUGGACUCUCCACCUGAGGAGGGCUCUCAGAAAUCUUCACUCAUUCUUUCCCUUCCACGCUUUCCAAUCCUUUCUCGUCCUUCACUUCCCAAAGGACAAACCCAGCCCAUUACAGUGAAUCCUGUUAGAAGGCGGUCUUCUUCCAGGAUGUCUAUGCCCAAGCCUCAAGCUUUUAUGAUGCCUCCACCACCUCAGCUGCAUUACAAUGGUCAUUAUACUGAACCAUAUGCGUCCUCCCAAGAUAACCUCUUUGUGAGCAAUCAGAAUGGAUACUACUAUCACUCUCAGACUAGCUUGGAUAGAGCUCCUCAUGACUACAGUGGUCGAAUCCGCAAUGGUAGUGUCUAUAGUGCACAUAGCACAAACUCCUUGAACAACCCACAACAUUACUUACAGCCGUCCCCCAUGUCCUCUAACCCAAGUAUUACUGGGAGUGAUGUCCUGAGAACUGAUUAUGUCCCAUCACAUAGACAUAGUGCACUAAUUCCACCUUCUUAUCGGCCUACACCAGACUAUGAAACUGUGAUGAGACAGCUCAAUAGAGGAAUGGUACACACAGAUAGGCAGAGUCAUUCAAUGAGAAAUCUUAAUAUCAGCAAUACAUAUGCUUACAGCAGGCCCGAUGCCUUGGUUUACAGCCAACCCGAAAUACGAGAACAUGCCCACUUCGCUUCCCCACAGUCUAACCAUUAUCCGUUUAACCUGAACUACAGUUUUCAUAGCCCGUCCCCCUAUCCCUAUCCUGCUGAGAAACGCCCAGUUGUUGGGGCAGUCAGUGUGCCUGAGUUGACAAAUGUGCAGCUCCAGGCUCAGGAUUAUCCAGCACCAAAUAUAAUGAAGACCCAAGUCUAUCGACCACCUCCCCCAUAUCCAUACCCAAGACCUGCAAACAGUACUCCAGACCUUUCUCGACAUAUCUACAUUAGCAGCAGCAACCCAGAUCUAAUCACAAGGCGAGUUCAUCAUUCUGUCCAGACAUUUCAGGAAGACAGUCUGCCUGUGGCACAUUCUCUACAGGAAGUCAGUGAACCUCUAACAUCGGCACGUCAUGCUCAGCUGCAGAAAAGGAACAGUAUUGAAAUAGCAGGCUUGACUCCCAGCUUUGAAGGAAUAAGAAUAAAAGAGAGGACCAUGUCAGCAUCUGCAGCAGAUGUGGCUCUUCCAAGAGUUAUUUCGGAAGGGUCACAGCCCAACAUUCUGAUAGAGAGAACAAAGCAAAAAGAAAAUGAGCAAGAUGAUGGUGUGAACUGUGAUCAUAAGAAAACCCUUUCAGAUGCCACUAUGCUGAUUCACAGUAGUGAAGAGGAAGAAGAAUUUGAAGAAAACAAAGCUAGUACUAGUCUCUCUCCUCUUCCUGAAGAUCAAACCCAGCUUUCAUCCGUUAUGGGUGGCUACUCUCAUGAUUCUGUACUCAACUACCCCUAUAGCUCUGUUGCUUCAUCUGCUGGCCCUUUGCAUAUUCUUGAGCCUAAACUACAUAUUACAGAAACAGAAAAGAGAAUGAAAGAUAUAAGCCCAGUUCAUUUUCUAGUAGAAAACCAAGUACAGAGAAGAGGGGAAGGACUGCUUACUCCAUCUAUGUCAGAAUCUGACCUUACAACAUCAGGGAGAUACAGAGUAAGGAAGGACUCAGUAAAGAAGAGACCUGUGUCUGAUCUUUUGUCUGGGAAGAAGAAUAUUGUGGAAGGCCUUCCCCCACUAGGUGGUAUGAAAAAGAAUAAAACUGAUGCAAAAAAAAUAGGGCCCCUAAAGCUUGCUGCCCUAAAUGGACUAACUUUGGCUAGAAUGCCUCUUCCAGAUGAGGGGAAAGAGGAAUCAACAAGAGCAACGAAUGAUGAACGGGUGCAGGAGAGUGUGAAAUACAAUCAACAGUCUGUGAAGGGCUAUUUAGAACAGUGCUGUUAUCAUACAUCUUACCAGGGAGCAACUACAUACACCAAGUGUAAAGUUCUGGAACAACGGUUAGAGCAGGGCAUGGUAUUUACUGAAUAUGAGCGCAUUCAGAAGAAAAGGCUUAUAGAUGGUGAGUGCUCAAUAGCUCGGCUUCCUGAAAAUGCUGAGAGAAACCGGUUCCAGGACGUCCUUCCUUAUGAUGAUACCAGAGUAGAACUAGUCCCAACCAAAGAAAAUAACACGGGUUACAUCAAUGCAUCUCAUAUCAAGGUCUCUGUUGGUGGCAUAGAGUGGGAUUACAUUGCUACGCAGGGCCCUUUGCAGAAUACCUGUCAGGAUUUUUGGCAGAUGAUCUGGGAACAAGGGAUUGCCAUUAUAGCUAUGGUGACAGCAGAGGAAGAAAGUGGGAGAGAAAAAAGCUUCAGAUACUGGCCACGUCUUGGCUCAAGACACAACACUGUAACAUAUGGAAGAUUUAAGAUAACCACACGAUUCCGGACUGACUCAGGCUGCUAUGCAACUACGGGAUUGAAGAUUAAACAUCUUCUCACAGGACAGGAGAGAACAGUUUGGCAUUUGCAGUAUACUGACUGGCCAGAACACGGCUGUCCAGAGGAUUUAAAGGGAUUUCUCUCAUACUUGGAAGAGAUACAGUCAGUGCGGCGCCAUACAAACAGCACUGCAGAUCCUAAAAGCUCUAAUCCUCCUGUGCUGGUGCACUGCAGUGCAGGUGUAGGACGAACAGGCGUGGUCAUACUGUCAGAGAUCAUGAUUGCUUGCUUGGAACACAAUGAGAUGCUGGACAUCCCACGAGUGCUGGACAUGUUGAGGCAUCAGAGAAUGAUGAUGGUGCAGACUCUUUCUCAGUACACGUUUGUCUAUGGAGUGCUCAUUCAGUUUCUCAAAAGUUCUAGACUUAUAUAAUACCUGCCAAUUCCUAAGGGACACUUCAAGAGUUUACAGAAAGAAAACUACAGUUGUCCAGGCAGACCUGCUUUCGCUUUUUUUUUUCUUCAUAUGAUGAAUCAUGCAGUUAACUUCUCGAGCUGGUAUGUGGCUGUUAGAUGCAAGUCAAUGUAACAGUCCUUGCAAAGCAGGAUCUUCGCUGGACUAAAUUCUUCCCAUGUUCAGCUGCAGCCAUAUUAGGGAAUGAUUUUACUUGUACUGGUCUUUAGUACUUGUACACGUUUUUUUAGAGUGGUGUUACUCUGGGGAAAAUAAAUUUCUAACAGAAUGGAAAUACAUGGCACAAUUUACUAACUUUUUUUUAACAUGAUGAUGAACUGUGCAAAAGCUAAAAUUUGUAGAUGCACAUGGGGAGAGAAACUGCUCCUUGGGGAUGUCAAGGUCUUACACAUGGUUUCAUUCUGCUUUCAAUUUUAUAUUUAGAACAAUACACCUAUAUUUUUUAAAAUGAAGUUUUGGUUUCCUCUGGUUUACUUAGCAGAACUAGCAGCUCUUAGAUACUUUAAGUUGUUGCUUUAAGGGCAGUUAUUUUUCUAUUCAGCUUUUUUUUUUAACUUUCAAAAAAACCCAACUUUUAAAAUACUGUAAUGUUUUCAGAGAAGGUUGUCAAUGCUUCAACUAACUUCUUAAAAAUUAUGCAGAGAGUUCUAGUGUAAUAGGUAGCAGUAGAGUGCUGGGUAAUAGAACGACAAGUGAAAGAUCGUGUUAACUAUUGAUAACUCCUAUUUGAGUGGAGGCAUGUUUGCCUGUUGAGUUGUAGACUACAACCAGGGAAAAUAUAAUAUAAUUAUCUACAAAGUUCUUGGAAAUAAAUGGAGGAGAGAAAGUACAUAUUCAGUAUUAUUCAAAAAUUUAGAGGACAAUUUGAUUUUACUGGCUGAAAUCAAAGUGGAUGCAAAGGUUUUAAGCACUUUUUUGCUCUGUUAUUUAUGUAGUUAAACAUAGAAACUAUAAUCAUAUAUCGUUUCAUAUGGUAAUAAGCUGUUACUAACCUAUUAUUUGAGGAAGAGCCUUUAAAGUUGAUGAAGUGAGAGAACCAAAAUUGGAGUAAGAAGGUGCAUAGUGGUGAAGUGGAAAUAGUGGAGAUGUGGCAGCUAUGAUUGCUGGUUUACGCUUGGCAAAGAUGACCAUUAAAAAUGUUUAUGUUUCCAGUCAGGAAACCUUUGAAGCAUCAGAUUUUUCUGUAGAAUCCUUCAGAUUAUUUUGUCAGCGCUAGAACAGAUUUUGCUAAUGCUGUGCAGCACUGGAAUGAAGAAUGUUCACAUUUGGGAAUGCCUGCUGAAUGUAAGAACUCUAAGAGGCAACACUGGAGAUGUGGGUAUUAUAGUAACUGCGUAGGUCACAGAGUAAAUGGUUGUGGUAUGGAUCUGAAGAUGUCCUACCUCUGGUAGGUUCUGUCUUGUCCCUGACUGGCGUGGGUCUGGUGUACUGACAGUAUCCUGAAUACUUCUGUGUCUGUGUUGUUUUAUUUUUUAAAUGGGGACAAUAUGGUUUUGCCUGCUUUUGGAGUGUUUUGAGCCUAUACCAAAGUGAGCUAAUUGUUUGUAGAUAUCUAGUGUAAUUUCAAAAAAAACCUAUGGUAGACAAGUGCGCAGGUAUGUCUAAGUAUGCAUUUCCCACAAUACUUGCUUAACAAAAUGAAAUGAGACCGUGAAUUUUUUUCUCUGGUAAAAUGAUGUUGUUAUUUCCUGAGCUGUGAGAAGGCUUUGGAAACUAUUAUGAAGAGUAUCCCCCUUCCCCUGCAAACAACGAUUGUCCUCUUAAAACAUAGAUUAAAAGAGUAAUAAAUCUGUUGCCUCAAUUUCCUUUUUAAUAAGCUGUUUCCAUAAAGAUAAACACAAGGUCCAAAUGACAUCGUGCUAAUAUGUCAUUCCAUAAAAUAUGCGCUACUUUAAAAUACACUAUAAUAUUCAACUAGUGCAUUUGGUCUUCUUUCAGGCAGUCCAAAUUGUUCUACUCUCAGUAAAAUAAUAUUGAAUAUUUCAAAUGGAGGGGAAAAAAAGGCCUAGGAAGUAUUAACAGCCAAACGUAAAACUGGACAGAAUAAUGCCUUAUUCCAGAGGAGACCAGUUACUGAGGAGUGAUUCUUACAUAUAAUCUUACAAGCAAAGCAGUAUGACAUGCAUGUGUCAACAGAAAUAUCACUGAAUGAAGCAAAUGUAUUUGGCUAUUUGUAUUAUCCUGUUAAAGAAACAUUGUUUUUGGUUUUCUUUUUUUAACCAGUUUCUGAGUGAAAAGUGUAUGCUCCAGAAUGUAGCUUGUACCAUUAACAAAGUUUGAACACGACAUGGUACAUGUGCUUUUAAUGAAAUUAUAGAUGACCAUAACUUCACACAACACUUUUCCACCAUUCAGUAGAUCUUAGGACAGAAUGUCCUGUAUAAGGCAUUAAAAAGAAGAAUUAAAAUAAGCAAUUUCAUUCCAAACUUGUGAGAUAAUAUCUGAGGAAGUUUUUCUCUUCCAUUUUCUUCUCCUUCUUGCUGAGAGAAAGUGAGUUCACUUUCAGACGUGGUUGCUCUCUGACCUGGUAGUCACAGUCUGUUUUUUGAAAGUGAUAAUGCUGCUACCUCCUCCACUUCAGCUUUUCAAUCUUUCCACUAGCAGUGCAUUUUUGCGUUAAUAAGACUUGACUUUAUAUGAACUUUCCUAUUGAAGGUAGCAGGCUUGUUUAUACGUGUAAGCAUAUAGUUCCAAGUGGGCAUUGAAAAUAAACAGUUUCUCUUCUGAAGAUACCAAAAGAAAUAAAGCUCCACAACCUCCUGUCACAAAACUAAUUUUAAAAGUGUUUAGAUUUUCAGAUAACUUUUAAAAGAACAUUCAGUUUUUAGCACUUUGUUGUUCUGAGCCUUGAAAGGGAUGCUUUCUACGUGUUGUUGUGCUGGGUGCUUUGUGAACUGUGGGACUUUAUAAGAAAAUUCAUUGCCCAAAUCCAGUCACAGCCUGAGUGGAAACUGGAUCCUUCUGUCAAAAGCUUAAAAUUCCUCUAUAAGCCAUUUUGCCAGGUGUGCUUCUGUUAGUAUAGGGGAGAAACCAGAUCAUUAUCAUGUAGGAUUUGAGCUGAAUUUAUUAAGUAGGAAAAGUUGUAUGCAGUGAAUGGCAAGGAACAUAAUGCUGAUUUCUAGGAAUGCCAGAGUUCUCAGGGAUAAAUAAAGGUGCUAUAUUACUAUCAAGAAACAGAUUUGAGUGUGUUUUGUGGUCUAGGUGGUAAAUGCUUUCUUAGGAUCAAAUCCCACAAAGAGUCAGGAGAAGAACCUAUGGAUUGUUGUAGGGGCUUCUGCACAUUUGAUUUCUGUCUUGUUUGCUCUGAAGUGAGAUUUUUUUGGACAGGGAAUCCUUGUAUUCCUGGGAUCCCAGAUCUUCUCUAAAAACAUAAUUCACAGCGCUGUUGAUUGUGAAGAUGACACUUAAGCAGGCUUUGCUGUCAACUGCAGAUCACUUCUCACACAUUCUUAGAUGGGGAAGCUCCAUGCUACACGACAGAGUUUUGCCUUGCUUCUCUGCAGCUCAUAAAACAGUGCUCCCCUUUCUCUGCUGCAUGCAUUCAGGGGUGUCAGAUGGUCUUUAAGGUCCCUUCCAACCCAAGCUGUUCUGUGAUUCUAAAUUGAAUGCAUACUGAAAUGGAGAAAUCCUUGACAUUUUGAUAAAGUAUGUAUUUUUUGUUCCUCUAGCAAUCUUGUGUCUCUCUCUUUUUUUUUUUUUAAGUGGAUGACACUUGGAGCAUUUUUCUCCAAAAUAGUUUCUUAAUUUUAAUAACUAAGGCUACCAGAGGCUGCUGGUACAUUUUUCUUGUUGGAAUCAUUGUUAAAGUUGAGUGGCUCAUAGUUCUCAAUGGCCUCUGGAUGAAACUGGGAACUACACGGUUUUUUAUCCUAUAAGCUAGCAGUGUAACAGGACCUCAAUUUUAAUACCAGUAAUGUUACUAAAUUAAAAUAGUGGACUCAUUACUAUACUACAAUGGUUAGCUCAAGUUAUUAAUUUAAAAGGAGCAACAGAUCAAUUGCUAAUAAUUCUGUGCUUUAGGUAUUGUUUUCUUUCCAAUACAAAAAACGCAUGCAAAGCCAGAGCCCAGUCCUUCAAGAUGCAGAAGUCCUGCCCUUCUUGAUGCUGUGUGAAUGGAGCAGUGCUUAUUGCCAGUGAAAGCCCUUAAAAUGUGAAUAUUCACAUCUACUUUAAAUUUAAAUGUAGAUUGCAUGAAUUAAUCAUAAGAAUGCAGCAGGAAUGUGCAUACAUGAAGCUAGAAUGUUACAAGGAGAAGUAGCUGAGAUAACGUGGAAGAAGUUCUCUUGUAAAAGUACAAAAUGUUGGAACCGGAGAGCGUGGAUAUGAGGAAUGACUUGAAGGGAUUUGGAGGAGGAUUUGGAACAUUUUGUAUCCGCAGUAGAGCUGCUAGAAGGGUUUGAUUCAUAUGGUAUGUUUUUAAUGGUGUAGUAGGGUAAGUGAGCGUGUAGUCAUAGGUGUUAUUUUUAUUGACUUUUUAAAAUGUGAUUUUUGAAACUCCAAAUAUUAUUUCAGAAGCUCUGUUAUUUUUAAAUAUAUUAUUUUCCAAACAGAUUCAAUGCAAUGUCACCUCAGCUUCUGUUUGCUUACUAAAGGUCAGAUUUUAAAGCCAUGGACUCAGGUUUUAGAUGGUGCAAACUGAAGGGCAAAUGGGCAUAUGUGCAAAUUUGCACGAGUAAGUUGUAAUGGAUGCAGAUUAGAUUAUUUGAAAGUUUAAAUAAUUUGUGAAUGCAGCGAGCUGUUUACUGUAGGUGUGAAUUGGAUCGAGUUAAGUCUGCACUGAAAACCAGGCCUUUGAAUUGUGGAAUUUGGCAUACGCUUAUGAAAAUGUUGCAUUUCACCGUUUGCAGUACAGUGAUAUUAAAACUUCAGAGAAUCUUGAAUACUAUGUUAGGCUGUAAGAAAAUAUCUUGAAUUUCAGCAGCAACAGCUGUUGCAUUUAUGGCUGUAAAAAAGAUUUCUUAUGAAGAUCCUGUUGGGGACCAGCUAACUUGAUGCAUUUUGCUGGCAUCAUGUAUGUUCCUUUAAGGUCUACAAGGACUGAAAUAAACAUUCUUCAUUUCUAUGAGCAUUUCAAAAAACAGUUGCUAAAUGAUCUUGUAUUCUAUUCUUUGCAGCUUUCCACAUGAUGCUGUGUUUAGUGAUACUUGUUCCUUAUGGACUUAGAAGUCCAUUUUUCAGCUCUAAUUGGGGAAUGAAGACAGAGAUCAAAUGGAAAGAAUCUAACAAAUAGAGUUUACAACAGAUCCAGCGUGUGGCAAGCUAGAGAGCAAGCCUGUAGAUACUAUGGUUUUACUUUGUUUCUGAUAGGCGGCAGUCAGCACUACCAAAUUUCUACUAUAAUGAGCACAAUUUCAGAAGGCGCCUUUUAAAACCUUUUUAAAGGGAAUUUAAAUGCUGUUUUUCCAUUUGGAAAUAUUUAAGUAAAAUUAGGAGAUGUGAAAGUAUUUAAUGACAAACAGGGUUAAGUUUUAGAAUGAUAGGAAACAUAAUAGGAAAAUAGAUCUUCCAGUCUGUCACCUUGCAUAUCCUGGAUAAUUCUGGCAGACAAGGGGUAUGUGCUGUCCCUUCACAGAGAUACCUUCUCAAGUUCCUCUGAAACACCCAAACUACUUGUCUUCUUUAUAACUGAUCUGGGGGGACUUGGAUGGAAAUUUUAGACUCCAGCUUGCAAAUUAGUAAGUAGGUACCCUCCUGCACAUUGCUGAAAUCUCUUCACUCAGUUAAAGUAAGUUGGUGUUUGAAGUCCUUUCAGCAGUUUUGUAGGGCUGAAUACUUAAUGUCAGAGGAAUGCAGGAUCUGGCUCUGUUUUCUUCUGUUCUCAUUUGAGCCAGUAUGGAAGGAUUUAAAUGGGACUUUACAGUAGCAACAUGAAUUUUUGAGUAUUAUUUUCUAGUACUAAGCUAGUGGUUAACAUGUCUAUUUUUGCUGUCUUGCCACCAAUACUGUAAAAAUGUAUAAUCAAAACAGCUUUAAUUCUUGUAAAACUGAAAUUGGUUUGUAAAACAGUGUACAAAUUGUGUUUCAUAGACAGAAAAGCUUGUAUUACUGAAUGUAAUAUAUGUGAAAUGAAUAUAUCAUAGUCUAUUUUUGCCAUGAAAAAUAAAUAUUUGAAGCAACUA